UGAGAUGGCUGGAUCGAAGGAACAUGAAGACACGAUCCUUCGCCCCAGAUCUGCAGAGUUUAUACCGGACGGAUGGAAUUUCCCGUUUCAGAGGGGCCAGCAUGAUGUAAUGCUGUUCGCCGCACAUUAUUAUUUUUUUUUUUCUGGCGAUCAGCAGUUAAAACUGGCGGUGACCCUCCCCCCAUCCACCCCGCCACAGCAAAUCCUUCCAUCAUCUUGCAAUUGCCAUUCAGUCAAUUCAUCCGAUCACAAUGGCAGCCCUCAAGCUCAACAGCAAGAACCUGUCGCAGAUUUCGGCGGCAGGUAAGACACUGGUCAAGAUCCCUACCUACCAGCGUGGUGGCGCUGUCAAGGAGGGAAUCGUCCACGUUGGCGUCGGCGGUUUCCAUCGAGCUCACCUGGCUUUCUAUAUCGACCGGUUGAUGCAGAAGCAUGGUGUUACUGACUAUGCAAUUUGUGGAGUUGGAUUACAGCCGUUCGACGCCGCCAUGCGCGAUGCCUUGGGAUCGCAGGACUACCUCUACACCCUAGUUGAACGCUCGGCCAAGGGAAGCUUUGCCCACGUUAUCGGCAGCAUCAACUCCUACCUCUUCGCACCCGAUGAUCGCGAGGCUGUCAUUGCCAAGAUGGCGCACCCUGAUACGCAUAUUGUGUCUCUCACCAUCACUGAGAGCGGUUACUACUACAAUGAGAACACCCACGAGCUGCAAAGCGAGCACCCCGAUAUCCAAUUCGACCUCGACCCGGCCAACGAGAAGGCACCACGCACCACUUUUGGCUUCCUCUAUGCCGCCCUGUCACAGCGCCGCCAGCAAGGACUCAAGCCCUUCACCGUCAUGUCGUGCGAUAACAUGCAGAAGAACGGCUCCAUCACUCGCCACAUGCUCGAGUCGUUUGCACGCCUACGUAACCCCGAGAUGGCGAAGUGGAUUAACGAGCAAGGCGCCUUCCCCAACGCCAUGGUCGACCGUAUCACACCUCAGACGAAAGCCACGGACAAAACGGCUCUCGCAGAGCACUUUGGCAUCGAGGAUGCAUGGCCAGUUGUCACGGAGCCCUUCUCGCAGUGGGUUAUCGAGGACCAGUUCUCCGACGGCCGCCCUCCGUUUGAGAAGGCCGGUGUUCAGGUCGUCAAGAAUGUCCACGACGUCGAGCAGUUUGAGAAGCACAAACUGCGCCUUCUCAACGGCAGCCACUCGGCCCUGGGUUACCCAGGUCAACUGGCGGGUUUCAAAUACGUCCACGAGGUCAUGGAGAACCCGCUGUUCCGCAAGUUCGUGUGGCAGAUGAUGCACGAGGAGGUGAAGCCACUCUUGCCCGAGAUUCCGGGCGUCAACAUUGAUGAGUACAUCAACACGCUCGUCGAGCGCUUCUCCAACCCAACCAUCAUGGACCAGCUGCCUCGCAUCUGCCUCAACGCUUCUGGCAAGAUUCCACAGUUCAUCAUGCCGUCGAUUGCCGAGGCGAUCUGGGUCACUGGCCCGUUUCGCCGCCUGUGCUUCGUCGCGGCUGCCUGGUUCCAUUACAUCAACGGCGUCGACGACAACGGCAAGACGUUCGAGGUCGACGACCCUAUGCGCGAGGAGCUGCAGGCCAAGGCUCGCGCUGGUGGCACCAACCCGGCGGAGUUGCUUAGCAUCAAGAGCCUGUUCGGCGACGACUUGCGCGGUGACAAGAGGUUCAUCCAGGAGGUCACUACGGCUAUGGAAGACAUUGCCCGGGACGGUGUCCUGAAGACGCUUCCCAAGUACAUUAACUAAUGGCCACGGCCCGGAGCUGUUGGAUUGGUGAAAAGGGCACAUACAGUUGUAUCUAUGAGCGAUGCCUUAAUGGUUUCUUUACAUUUGUUGAUUGUACAAGAAAAGCACAAUGGAGAUAGAUGAUGAUAGACCAAAAACCCUAAUUUUCACUUCAUUGCAUGUCCU
Monascus purpureus is the source of this 1925-nucleotide messenger RNA. NCBI's taxonomy places the organism in Eukaryota, Fungi, Ascomycota, Eurotiomycetes, Eurotiales, Aspergillaceae. The record is from the annotation of a GenBank genome assembly.